AUGAUCAGGAUCUUCCCGGACUUCAGCGUGCAGGUGACGGCGUCGGCUGCCGGAGGAGGCGGAGGAGGAGGUGGAGGGAUGGUCAGCGGAGCCCCGGUGGGGCGCAUGCCGGUCCCGGGAGCCACCAACGGAACACCGCAGAGCGUCCAGGGACUUCCGAGCUAUCAGCAAAGAAACUCAGGGAUUUUACACUGUUUUUACAUGUAUGAUUUUGACAAAGAUCAGGUCAUAUUUGAUGGUGAUUUUAUGCAGAAAUUCCCUUACGACCCCUACUGGGAGCGUCCGGCCAACGCGGGCAGCUGUUCCGCCUCCCGGCCGAAGACCCUUCACCUGGCCGGAGGACAGCAGCACACCUCGUCGCCAUGGCUGCAGGCUCUGCGCAAGGAGAAGUCUCGUGACGCAGCGAGGUCACGGCGAGGGAAGGAGAACUUUGAGUUCUACGAGCUAGCAAAAAUGCUUCCCCUGCCAGGUGCCAUCACCAGUCAGCUGGACAAAGCGUCAAUCAUCCGCCUCACCAUCAGCUACCUGAAGAUGAGGGACUUUGCCAACCAGGGGGACCCCCCGUGGAACCUGCGCAUGGAGGGACCGCCACCCAAUACCUCAGUCAAAGCUAUCGGCAACCAGAGGAGGAGGAGCCCCGGCGCCUUGGCUUCGGACAUCUUUGAACCGCACCUGGGCAGCCACAUUCUGCAGUCCCUGGACGGUUUCGUGUUUGCACUAAACAAGGAAGGACGCUUCCUGUACAUCUCGGAGACUGUGUCCAUCUACUUGGGACUCUCGCAGGUAGAGCUUACCGGCAGCAGCGUGUUCGACUACGUCCACCCGGGUGACCACGUGGAGAUGGCCGAGCAGCUGGGCAUGAAGAUCCCGCCCAGCCGGGGGGCAUCGCUGUGCCAAGGCGCCAUCAACGAGGACGCUGCCUCGUCGGCGUCGUCUUCGUCGCACCCAGAGACGCCGGAGCCAGUUGAGUCAAGUAGUCCUGGUGUGGUGUCUCCCGACUACUGUCUAGAACGUUCGUUCUUCAUUCGAAUGAAGUCGACACUAACCAAGAGAGGCGUACACAUCAAAUCAUCAGGAUACAAGGUGAUUCACGUGACCGGUCGCCUGCGUAUCCGCAUGGCGCUAACCCACAGCCGCUCAGCGCCCAAUCAGAUCAUGGGCAUGGUGGUGGUGGCGCACGCCUUGCCGCCUCCUACCAUCAAUGAGGUGCGCAUCGAUUGUCAGAUGUUUGUCACGCGCGUCAACAUGGACCUCAAGAUUGUCUACUGUGAGAACCGAAUCAGCGACUAUAUGGACGUUUCGGCGGCGGACAUUGUGGGCAAACGCUGUUACCAGCUGAUCCACGCAGAGGAUGUGGACGCCAUCAGGCAAAGUCACGUGGACCUGAUGACCAAGGGUCAGUGCGUGACCAAGUACUACCGCUGGAUCCAGAGGAGCGCCGGCUUCAUUUGGAUCCAAUCCAGCGCCACCAUUGCCAUCAAUGCCAAGAAUGCCAGCGACAAGAACAUCAUUUGGGUCAACUACGUGCUUAGUAAUCACGAAUACAAGGACACGCCCAUCGACAUGGGCCAAAUGCCUAACCUCCCAGAAAAGAUUUCAGAAUCCUCGGAAUCUUCUGACUCGGAUUGCGAGUCCAAAGAAAAUUCUGACAAUGAGAAAGCAGCAGGUAAGCUCAGCCAAUCGGAGGCCGGUGAGGACACGGAGGCAGAGUCUCGACGAUUGCAACAGCGCUGCAUCCAAUCGCAGUGCCCAUCGGAGCAGGAAGUUAAGCGGCUGGAGGAGCACGAUACGUCCAGUAACGCUGACAGCAGAGACAGUGACGACAGCCUGGACGCUUCCGAAGCUGAGCCGGAAGAGCCUGAAGAGGCCGGAGGGGUGGCCGGGAUGGGUGGCGUACUGGCCGCAGUCCCAGGCGCCGUCCUGGGUGGUCUUCAGAUCAAAGUGGAACAUUAUGGCGAGGCAGAGGAACAUCUCCAUGCCUCACAGUCAUCUUCGUCAGAGGAAGAAGAGGAUGAGGAAGAUGAGGGCAUCGUGGCGGGCGCCCGCACAGUAGGUGACAGCGUGGAGCGGCUUCAGCGGCGGAAAAGGCGGAAAGUGCAGAAGUGGGACAGGACACAAAGCAGAAAGUUGCGGCUUUCCUCCACGACGGCCAGCCCGGUCAAUGAUGGCAACCCACUGCUGGAUGCUGCUGCUGCUCAGAACCCCUCGCAAAUUCUCUCCGUUGGCUCCCCAGGAGGCAACGUGUCCUCGGUCCUAAAGAUCAAGACGGAAAUGUCAGAGCCCAUCAAUUUCGACAACGACAGUAGCAUCUGGAACUUUCCACCCAACAGGGAGAUUUCUCGCAACGAGUCCCCGUACAGCAUGACUGCCAAGCCUGCCACCCCGAGCCCCCUCAAGCAGGGUGGCUCGCUCCAGGUCCCUAUCCCCGAUGCCGUCUUGACACCACCUGCCACUGAAGGCGGGGGCGGAGCCAGGAAGCCUCCGUACAACGGAAGCUCAACCCCGUCCAGUUUAGCGCCGCCCUCCGGCGGCUCCUCCGCAGAUCCCCUAUCACCGCCCCUUUCGGCUUCACCGCACAAGCAGCAGGGCACGCCCACCACCUCUUCCUCAUCAUUGCUUUGUUCAGGCGACCUGGAGGCGCUUCAGCGUUUACAGACGGGCAACGUGGUUCUCCCGCUUGUCCACCGUGUCACGGGCACCCUGGCGCCUGCUGGAAAUACACCACCGCGUGUGUACACCACCGGGACAAUCCGCUAUGCCCCUGCUGACGUCACGCUAGCCGUUGCACCGGGGAGCCUGAUCCCCAAUGCCUCCGUGAACUUUGUGGACGCACCGAAUUUUGGCCUGGACCCCAAGACGCCCAUGGAAAUGCUGUAUCAUCACGUGCAUCGUCUCAAUAUGUCGGCUGCCGCCGCUGCUGCAGCACCCUUCACGGGCUCCCCAGGGGCCGCCGGAGGGACAGGCACUCUGGCAGCCCAGAUCCCCGCCGCCGCCAACGUAUUCACCACAGCCGAUGGGAUUUUCUCCACGUUGCCAUUUCCAGUGUACACCAAUGGUAUCCAGGCUGAGAGAAAGGACGACUAG
Molecule: messenger RNA, 3084 nt
Organism: Nerophis lumbriciformis (worm pipefish)
Lineage: Eukaryota; Metazoa; Chordata; Actinopteri; Syngnathiformes; Syngnathidae
Source: RefSeq, a predicted model, not a curated record